Molecule: messenger RNA, 5794 nt
Organism: Callorhinchus milii (elephant shark)
Lineage: Eukaryota; Metazoa; Chordata; Chondrichthyes; Chimaeriformes; Callorhinchidae
Gene: aebp1b
Product: AE binding protein 1b
Exons: 20
Coding region: 512-3655 (1047 amino acids)
Biological process (GO): proteolysis; negative regulation of transcription by RNA polymerase II
Molecular function (GO): DNA-binding transcription repressor activity, RNA polymerase II-specific; RNA polymerase II transcription regulatory region sequence-specific DNA binding; metallocarboxypeptidase activity
Source: RefSeq, a predicted model, not a curated record
CGAGGAGGGAGGGAGGGAGGGAAAGAGAGAGGGAGGUUCAAACCCAGUCUGUUUUACAAUCAAAGAGAAACAAGCAGUGCCUACAGAGUGUAGUGUGUCUGCAGGCUCUACACACACACACACUCUCUCUCUCUCAAAAAUCCUUCUCAGUCUCACUCACCAGGGACCCUAGCGAUUGGGGAAUCAAAGCUGCUGAUCAGAGCUGCAGGUUAAUCAGAAAGGAUACUCAGUACAGGACAGCACAACGUGGCAGAGGAUUGUGGUGUUAGCUAACAUUGGAGAUUUCCAUCGCCAGUCCCCUCUGUCUGGAUGAACAUUGCUACAGAGCGUUGAUGCCCGGAAUUCACCACUGUUGGGAGCUCUAAGCUGCUGGUUUCCUAUUGCAAGCUGUUGCAUUGCCUCUGGUAUCUGUCUGCCCCUAACUGAGCUGCUCUCAGCCCCUAUCUUUAAGGCUGCCUGUGUAUUGCUUUGGGACAUCCGUGUCUCCUGUUUCUGGUCGCUAUUGUAAGCAAUGGGAAUGACUUCACCUCUCACUCUACUCCUCCUGCUGCUGUGGUCUCUCAGUCACAAGUCUGUACUGAAGGCACAAGCCUCUGCACCUCCUGAUAGACACAGCCUCGCUGACCCCCACACCCUCCCAGCCCCAGCAUCUCCAGGGGAGGAUGUUGCUGAAAACCCAGGAGCCUCGAUGCCACUGGAUCCCAAGAAGAAGGGCUUCAAAGCCAAGGUGGAAAAGCCCAGGAAGAAAGUAAAGGCAGCUGAAAGAGACAAGAACCCAACAGAGGAAAAUCCCCCAGAUCCCAAACUCGGGGCGAUGCCCAUAAAACGGAGAGACACAGAUAACAAGGCCCUGAAGCCCAGACCAUCGAAAGCUCCUAAGAACACGGAGAAGGGGAAGAAACCCAAAGAGAAAGCGGCCAAGCCCAAGAAAGAGAAGAAUAAGAAGGAAAAAACACCCAAACCGAAGAAAGAGAAGAAAGUCAAAGAGAAACGUCCGAAAGCCGAGAAAGAGAAGAAAAAAAAGGACAGAAGUCCGAAAGCUGAGAAAGAGAAAAAAGGCAAGAAACCGGGUAAGAAACCUGGGAAACCCGAGACAACAACUCCCGGGGAGAAGGAAGAACACCCAGGUAUUCCCACCGAACCCAGCACAAAACUGGAAAAGCUUCUGAUAGAGGAGAAAACACCGGAGCCAACAAUUCCUCCGAUCGAGCCCAUUACUGAGACGCCUUUUGAAUAUUACUUCACAGAGAAAUACAGUGAGAAAUGGGAAUUCCCUGAGGAGGUUGAGCCCACAGAAGCUGCCAUUCCACCGCCUGAGAGAGAUUACUACGAUUACGGAAUAGAUGAAGAUGUCAAGUGGAGCAAACCAGAAGAACCGAAGGAACCACAUAGCAAGACGCUUGACGAAGAGAUAGGAGUUGAGAUCGAACUGGAGAUAGAGGAAGUGGAACCAGACUAUGAUGGAGAAUUGAAUCCCCUAGAACCAGAACCCGAUGAAUCCGAGCCUUGGGAAGAUACGUAUGGAGAACCUUGGGUGGAAACCUGGGAAGAGACUUGGGAGGAGGAAAAGCCAAAGCCUAAGAAACCGGGAAAGAAGUUUCCGGAAGAGAUAGAUCCAUACGAAGAUUUGGUGUCGAGGAUAAAAAAGUGUCCUCCCCUGGGCCUGGAAUCCCAACGUGUCGGCGAUGAUCAGCUGAUGUCAUCUUCUCAGCUCCGGUAUGGCCUCGGCCCACAUCGCGGUCGUCUCAAUAUGCAGGCAGGCCCAGAGCCGGAGAACGAGGAUGAAGAGGAAGAUUAUUUUGACGGAGCCUGGUGUGCUGGAACAGAUGACCAGUCUCAGUGGUUUGAAGUGGAUGCAAGAAAACUGACAGAAUUCACUGGUGUGAUAACCCAGGGCAGGGAUUCACUGUUGCACAAUGACUGGGUGAGCUCCUAUUUUGUGCAGUUCAGCAAUGACAGUCGUACCUGGAUCACGUACUCUGAUGGAUAUUAUGACUGGUUGUUUUACGGGAAUGUGGAUAUAGACACACCAGUCAUGAAUGAAUUCCCAGGCACCGUCGUCGCUCGCUAUAUCCGAAUAAACCCACAAACCUGGAAUGGGAGCCUGUGUAUGAGAAUGGAGGUGCUGGGAUGCCCAGUCACAGCCGUCAGACAGCAUCAGCUCAAUGAAGUAACUCCAGAAGCCAAUCUGGACUUCAAACACCACAAUUAUAAAGACAUGCGGCAGCUGAUGAAGGUUGUGAACGAGGAGUGCCCGAACAUUACCCGGAUUUACAAUGUUGGAAAGAGUUCCCAAGGGUUGAAAAUCUACGCCAUGGAAAUCUCCGAUAACCCAGGAGAGCACGAACUGGGGGAGCCUGAGUUUCACUACACAGCUGGGAUGCAUGGCAACGAGGUGUUGGGCCGUGAGUUACUGCUGCUGUUGAUGCAGUUCCUGUGCAAGGAAUACAACGACGGGAAUCCUCGCAUCAUGCGCAUCGUCGACCAAACCAGAAUACACCUCGUCCCCUCUCUCAAUCCCGACGGCUACGAACUGGCUGAGGAAAUGGGCUCUGAACUCAGUAGCUGGUCACUGGGAUACUGGACAGAGGAAGGCUAUGAUCUCAGUGAGAACUUCCCAGACCUCAACACGGUGAUCUGGGAGGAACCGGACAAGAGGACGGGCUAUUUCCGAAGAGCUCCCAAUCACCACAUUCCCAUUCCAGAGGAAUACGAGUCUGAAGAAGCCACGAUUGCAAUGGAGACACGUGCUGUCAUUAGCUGGCUGGAAAAAAAUCCUUUUGUUCUGGGGGCCAACAUUCUCGGGGGAGAACAAGUGGUGACCUUUCCCUACAACAUGGCCAAGCCUCAGGGUCAGGAGGAGGAAGACAUGAUGAGGCCGAUGGACAGGAACGAGCGCCGGUACUGGGAGGAUGAGGAGGACGAGGAGGGGGAGAAAAAGCCAAGUUACAUGAAAACCCCGGAUGACGUUAUCUUCCAGUGGCUCGCUGUCUCUUACGCCUCCACGCACCUCACCAUGUCCGAAACGUUUCGAGGGAAAUGCCAGACCGAGGAUUUCACUGACGGCUUUGGGAUCGUCAAUGGUGGAGCCUGGCGCCCAACUGUUGGAAGCAUGAAUGAUUUCACCUAUCUGCACACCAACUGCUUUCAACUCUCCAUAUACGUGGGCUGUGACAAGUUCCCGCAUGAAAGUGAGCUUAAAGAGGAGUGGGAGAACAAUCAGGAAGCGCUACUCUUUUUUAUGGAGCAGGUACAUCGUGGGAUUAAAGGGCUCGUGCGAGACACGGAUGGAAAUGCGAUUGAAAAUGGCACCAUCUCUGUGGAAGGCAUAUACCAUGAUGUGCGCACAGCAAGCGGUGGGGACUACUGGCGGCUACUCAACCCCGGUGAAUACCGGGUGACAGCCAAAGCACAGGGUUACACCACCAUAACCAAGGUGUGUCACGUGGGCUACGAGAACGAAGCCAAUCAGUGCAACUUUAUCAUGCGGAAAUCCAACUGGCACAGGAUUCAGGAAAUCAUGGAUAAAUACGGAAAAACGCCCAUCAAUGUGGUUCAGAUGCAGGGCAGGAGGAGAAGAAAGAAGAUUCGCAGAAUCCGAGUGCGCCCAGGAUAUCACAUGCGCCAGCGAAAUGCGACUUGGACAUUACAGUAGAUCUCAUGCCAGCUGGUCCAUGGAUCUACUGUGUGCGGUUGGUGGAAACUAAGAUCGAGGACCGUUUUGUUUAGAACCUAAAGAAGGUGUCAGGUGAGGAUUGUUAAUCUUACAAAAAAGUGCUUGUGAGAAGCAGGAUGUGCAACAGUGUUAAUAGCAGCGAUGUGAAUUGUCAUUCAUCAUUGGGUUUUACUAGACAAGUAAAAGAGAUUUAUUUGUGUGCCAGCUAUCUCCGUGAGCAGAGUCUGCUUUCUCUGAUCUACAACUACUUGCUGUGAAACUUAAAACUAUAAUCACAUUGAUGCAAACCAGCAAUAUUUUCUGCUUUCUCCAAAGGAUUUGUGUUUUUCACAAAUCAUUUAAUGGCUGUUUGUGGGGCACAAAAUGGCUGCUUUGUUCACCUACAAAAUAUACACUCACUACACUUCACAGUAAAUCCUAUGACGUUCUAUGUUAAGUCCUCCGACAUGAAAGGCGCUGUAUCAAAUAUAAGAAUUAGUAUUACUUAUAAAACCAUCCCUGAACUUAUUUGGCAAAAGGAAUAGACAGUCCUACAAACAGCUGUUUUCUGAGUUCCAUAGCCUUUAACAAUCAUGUUUGAAAGCACAUGGCAUAUAGCUGUUUAACUCUGAACCUUAAAAACAUAGGGUAUAAUUACAGGUUUCAUCAAUCAGCAAAAUGCUAUGUAUUUUUUUAUGAAGCUGGUUUCUUUAUUAAACACAGAAAGUGGGUCUUUGUAACAUACAUAUUUAGAGGUUAUAGCUCCUCCAAUAAAUCCCUUCCCUGACAAAUCUGUGGAAUGUAUAUAAUCAUAGAAUUUUACAGCACAGAAGGCCAUCCAGCCCAUCGUGCCUGUGCAGCUCUUUGACAGAGCUACCACCUAGUUCCACUCCCCCACUCUUACCCCGUAACCCUGCAUUUUUUUCCUUUUCAAGUACCUAUCCAAUUCCCUUUUGAAACCUGCUAUCGAAUCUGUUUCCACCACCCUUUCAGGAAGUGCAUUCCAGACCAUAACAACUCCCCGGGUAAAAAAAAAAAAUGUCUCCUCGUCUCCCGUCUGGGUCUUUUUUCCAACUAUCUUAAAUCUGUGCCCUCUGGUUACCGACCCACCCAUCUAUCUCUACCUACUCCAUCAAAACCCCUCAUAAUGUUGAACACCUCUAUUAAAUCUCCUCUCAACCUUCUCUUCUCGAAGGAGAACAAUCCCAAGGUUUGGCAAGCCAUCAAGGAACAGCGCAGCUAUCAGAUGUGCUAUGUGAUAUGCCAUAAAUAAAAUACUCCAAUACAGCAAUUUAUCCAUGAAUCCCGCAGGGAAUGUUGAUGUGUUAUUUGCACCAGGUGAGAAGAAAGGAUUAUGUCUAACAAGAUUUUAGUGCUUUCGUUGACUAGAGUUUUAAGAUUGUGUUAAAAAGAUUGCAUGCAACUUAGCUGUGCCUCUCCCACACCCCCUCCACACUCAUUCCAGAUGUGCAGGGAGCGAAUGCAACCGGAGAACAUAGAAAACCAGUGAUGUCUGAAAUCAUUCCAGGUUCCACAAUACAACCACAAUUUACUUGCAGUUUUAUCUGUCCGGUUGCUUAACAUUUGCAGCUCUAUGUCACUGCAAGUGAAAUUUCGUUACUGGUUAUUGUACAAAAUCAAAACUCUGGAAUAUUCUCCCUGGGGCCCUCUGCCUUGUCCCCUUCCUUCCCAUCUUCAGAUCACGCCUGAACACCUGCCUCUUCAACCAUACCUAUAGUCAUCUACCCCUUCCACCCGGCUCGGCGUCAGGCUCCAACACUGUCAAGCGUUCUGGGAAGCUCCCCUGCGUGAGGGACGCUAUGAAUGCAAAUAAAUAAAAUGCAAGUUGUUGUUGGUUUGGUAGCGAGAAGAACGUGGCACUUCGCCCCUGGAAAGGCAUGUUUAAACUUACUGGGUAGGACAGGAAUUUAAGCUUAUUCUUUCUGGCAGAUCCACACCAAGGAAUCUGCUGCCAGUUCUUUUUACACAGAUAUUAUAUAACAAGUAUUUUUUGGACCAAACGGCAAUGAACAUUCCGAAGGGUUGCUACUACAUGUUUGCCCUGUACAAGAGUUCCUUUAUGUUUUGCAAAUGUAUUCACACAAGUUAUUUUUUACAGAAUAAAAGGAUAUAAUAAAA